Messenger RNA from Rhodofomes roseus, 798 nucleotides. RefSeq names its product class I glutamine amidotransferase-like protein. Bases 1 to 798 code for a protein of 265 amino acids. The record is from RefSeq and is a predicted model, not a curated record. Gene Ontology annotation, cellular component: nucleus; cytosol. The transcript has 3 exons. NCBI's taxonomy places the organism in Eukaryota, Fungi, Basidiomycota, Agaricomycetes, Polyporales, Fomitopsidaceae.
AUGGCAUCCUCAUCGCCUGUCCGUAUAGCGCUGUUCCUCUGCGAUGAACCCAUCGCCACCGUCCAGAUCACCGACGGAGAUUACACUUCGAUCUUCAACGCACUUCUGCGCAAGUCGCUUCCCGCAGACGCGGGGGAGUACACGCUCGACCCGUAUGACGUUCGCGAAGCCCUUCAGUACCCCGAGAAUAUCGACGACUAUCAAGCCAUCAUACUGACGGGAUCAAAACACUCAGCGUACGAGAACCUUGAGUGGAUCAACAAGCUCGUUGAUUACGUUCGCGAUGUGGCGGCGAGCAAGCCGCACAUUAAGCUCAUCGGGAUUUGCUUCGGUCACCAAAUUAUAGCUCGCGCACUGGGCGGUGAAUGCGUACCCAACAGCAACUGGGAGAUCAGCAUCACAGAGCUCCAGCUGACCGACAUCGGCAAGAAGCUUUUUGGUGCGGACAGUGUGAACAUUCACCAAAUGCACCGUGAUCACGUCCCCUCCGUCCCGCCCUCCUUCCAUCUCCUCGGCUCGACCAGCAUCACGCCGAACCAAGGCAUGGUCCGUCUGCGCGACUCCGCGGACCCGGCGGACCCCAAGCCAGAGGACGUGCAGAUAUUCACGGUACAGGGGCACCCCGAGUUCACCGACCGCAUCGUGACGAAGAUACUGGACGCACGGCAGAGCACGGGCGUGAUCGGCGCGGACAUCGCGGAGGACGGGAAGAGGCGGGCCGCGCUCAGAAAUGACGGCGUGGAUGUAGUGGGCAACGCCAUCUGGCGGGUGAUAGGAGUCGGUUCCACAGCUCGCUGA